CAUGAAGACUGACCAAAGAGCUCUACUGGGCCGAUAAUGGAAGCCACUAAUAGUGAUGAGAACAUACCAAGCCACUGAAUAUCGUGCUGACUGAAGACAAGGGAAUCAUAGAUUUGAUACCAUCACGGACUGACUACAAAGACCAUGGCAUUUGUUACCGAUCAACUUCCCGAUGAUAAGAAGAUGGUAAAAGCAAACCACUGUAAACCCGUCGCAAUUAUCGGCGGUACUAUCCUUAGUGUUAUUGUUAUUGUGAUAAUUAUCGUUGUAGUGAUUGUAGUGGAAACUGGAAAAGACGCCGAUGCCGAUACUGGGAACAACAACGACCACACGACCGCUGCCGCCGUCGCUGCAACUGAGAAUGUAGCAACUUCCUCUUUGUGUUCUUGUGAACAAGUGUGUGAGCCGUCUGUCAGUGGUUAUAGUUGUUCGUGUAAUGAUGGCUUUAUUCUGAACGAUAAUGGGAUUGGUUGUACAGUAUGCACGUGUGAGCAAUUGUGUGUGGGCACUGUUUCUAGUUACACCUGCGAAUGUAGAGACGGAUUUGCUUUAGCUGAUGAUGGAAGAACGUGUGAAGCGUGUCCAUGUGAACAAGUGUGUGAGAAAGACGGUGGAGGUGAAUGGUUAUGUUCAUGCCGCGAUGGAUAUGAAAUGGACGCAGGGGACAGUUGUCAAGACAUCGACGAAUGUAUCACAAAUAAUGGGGGUUGUGAACAAGAUUGCACCAACAAUGUCGGGUCGUUCGUAUGUUCCUGCCCGGAAAUCGGCAAGGUUCUUCAAGAUGAUGGUUUGUCAUGUUCAUACGACUACGACGAAGUUCUUCGUCUGUCGUUGUUGUUUUACGAAGCUCAGCGUUCCGGUGUACUACCGGCAGACAAUCGCAUUAAAUGGAGAGGCGACUCGGCUACUGACGACGCCACGCCCAACGGAGAAGACGUAUCUGGUGGCUACUACGAUGCUGGGGAUCAUUUAAAACUUGGUCUACCAAUGGCGUAUAGCGCAUCUGUACUAGCAUGGGGUUUCGUUGAGUUCGAGGAUGCGUACGAGGCCGCGGGUCAAGUAGAUAACAUGCUGGCCUGUCUGAAAUGGUUCUCAGAUUAUUUCAUAAAAUGUCACACUCAGGAACACGAGUUCUAUGCACAGAUUGGCUUGAAACACGACGACCAUAAUUACUGGGGGCGUCCAGAGGAAAUGACCAUGGAUAGGCCAGCAUUCAAAGUAAACGAAACUAACCCCGGGACUGAUGUUGUAUGUGCUACCGCCGCUGCCAUGGCUGCAAUUUCAAUAGUUUUCAAGGACAGAGACCCAUCCUACGCUGCUACACUUGUUACACAUGCAGAACAGUUAUACGAGUUUGGCGACAACUUCCGAGGAUAUUACUCAAACAGUAUAGCCGAUGCAGCCGAACUUUAUAAGUCAACCAGCUAUAUGGACGACCUAUGUUUUGCCGCGUGUUGGCUUUAUUACGCAACCAGUGAAUCCAAGUAUCUAACGCAAGCAAUUGACAUACUGAAUAACGAACCAGAAACCAAACCGUAUUCGUUUGGAUGGGGUGACGUCACUGCUGGAUACAGAUUGCUGGUACUGAAGUUGACUGGAGAUACAAGUACAUACAAAGGUUUGGUCAUUGAUAAGUUUCUCACUGCCUGGCAGCCGGGGAAUGACCUCCCGUACACUCCGAAGGGCAUGGUAUUCCGGCAUGAGUGGGGUCAGCUUAGAUAUUCAACUUCGACGUCCUUCAUCGCAUUAUCCCUUGCCGAGGAAGGGCCAAAGCGAAAUCUGUACAGGGAAUGGGCCAAAGAGCAAGUUGACAUCGCACUGGGGGAUACAGGAAGAAGCUUUGUGGUUGGCUUUGGAAUAAAUCCACCACAAUAUCCACAUCAUCGAUCAAGUUCGUGUCCGGAUCCCCCAGCAUCUUGUGAUUGGCCGGAAUAUGGUUCAACUGACCCCAAUCCACAGAUUCUGUAUGGAGCGCUUGUUGGUGGACCCGACGAAAACGACGACUACUCGGACACGCGUGACAACUAUUUCCAAAAUGAAGUGACUCUGGAUUAUAAUGCUGGAUUUCAGUCGGCCAUUGCAGGCCUACGUCAUUUGCAGUUGAUUGGCGAAUAUCCCUGACUUACCUAACUAUCAAAUCACUGCUACGGUAAACGUUAAAUGGACUACAUGCAACUACCUACGUCUACCCACUUUGCAGGCAGCAGCCCACGUGUUAAUAGGUUACGAACACAGCAUUUCAGAUGCUUAUAUUCUUGUAAUCAUCAUUUUUAGUACUUUCUUUUGUAAAUUGUUUUUCAUUUCAACGAAAACUACAUAAUUCAGUGUUAAGAAAACGAUUACUGUUUAACAUUUUAAUACACAUAUUUAACAGUCAUCUUGUAUUUCACAGAAAAAUAUGACGUCAUUUCAUUUCAU
Saccoglossus kowalevskii is the source of this 2418-nucleotide messenger RNA. Its product is annotated as endoglucanase-like. NCBI's taxonomy places the organism in Eukaryota, Metazoa, Hemichordata, Enteropneusta, Harrimaniidae. The record is from RefSeq and is a predicted model, not a curated record.